This is a messenger RNA of Musa acuminata subsp. malaccensis (wild Malaysian banana), 2509 nucleotides long. Its product is annotated as protein NINJA homolog 1. The record is from RefSeq and is a predicted model, not a curated record. Gene Ontology annotation, biological process: jasmonic acid mediated signaling pathway; negative regulation of DNA-templated transcription. Gene Ontology annotation, cellular component: nucleus. Lineage: Eukaryota; Viridiplantae; Streptophyta; Magnoliopsida; Zingiberales; Musaceae.
GGGGUCCGAUUACCACCCACAGAAGGUGGAGGCCACCCUUGCGGACGUAUGGCUUCUCAGAUCAGAGAGAGGCCACAACUCGGCUAGCUUUAGGCAGCAUUUUUCUUGUGGAGAGGAGGGGGUGAAAUCGCGUGUCAUACGUCCAUCACGCUGUGUGAUGCGUGCAGGGAGAUGAUUGGGUGGCUCUUAAGAUCCUCUUCCUCCGCCGACGACCUCGUCAACACUACACCACCGGGAGCGUCACGCACCGCCCAUGGUAGCUUCGUAAUCUCCUUUUUGACUCCGCAAGGCAUUGAUGUGUUUCAGAUUCCUCCCGUUUCCUUUCCUUUUGCGAUCUCGUGCGCGUUGAGCUCCGAUCGAGACCGUAGAGAUUCGCGUUUAGGGUUCUUUAGGCCGUCCUUGGGAGCUAGCGCUACGGAGUCUGGGUCGAUUUUUCUGGGCAAUUCGGGAUCGGGAAAGAAUUAGGCAGCGGGGGAAGGGCAUCUGGAGUUGAAUUUCUUGAUUCGGGUUGGGAGGGAUUCCUCUGCAAAUAAAGCCGACCCUUAGUGAUAUGUCAAUAUUUGGAUAUGUGUAUAAAUUUGAAGACAAACAAAUGUAGUUGGUCCUGUCUGUUUUGGACAGUAUAGAGAAAAUUACUUGCUGACUAUAUUGAGAAAAUGGAGGAUGAGAAUGAGCUGGAGCUUAGCUUGGGCCUUUCCUUUGGAGGAUCUUCAGGAAAAUCUAAAAGCAGAAGUAUACCUUCGGACUCUAUGGUGGAGGAAGGAAGUAUUAGUCAAUCAAUGGGCAGAUCUGUGACCAUUUCAGAUGUUCCAUUCAAGAACUUCUUCCAGAAUAAUGGUGGAAACCAAGACCAAAGCGGGAAACAAGCAGUUUCUCCACCGCAAGAGAACUUCUGGAAGGAUAUUGGCAAGUGCAGUGCUCCAACUGCGGAUGGUUAUGAAAUUGCACAGAGUAGCCAAUCACAGUUUACCAGAAAUAAAGAAAUUCAGAUUGCAAAUAACAGAAGUAAUGAGACCGAGGAAGAGAAUUCAGGUAUGAAGAAACGAAGAUUACACUCUGAGGAAACAAAUUUUCAAAAGAAGCAUGAGAAGGUAGCCGGCCAUGCUGAUGUGGUAGGUAAGGGCCCUGAUGAUGUCACUGUGCCAAAACAUUCACAUCGCUCAAUUGCUGUAGACAAUGCUUCAACCGGUGAAAACGAGGAUGUUGCAGAAUCCGAGACAGAAGUUUCAAGCUCUUGGUUAGUUUCACAGCAUGUAGACAUUGCUAAGCGCCCUGAUCUUCUUAAAGGUACUGCUAAGCCUGCUUUAAGCGAUCCGUCCAGGAUUGGUUUCCAAGGGCAGAUACAACAAAAUUAUUCUGGAAAUAUAUCCGAUGUUGAACUUCCAAAAGUAACAUAUGGAACUCCGUCUUCUCUUAAACCAAUUGCUGUCUCGAUGGUGCCGUAUUCAGUACCUGCUAAACCAACUACUGCUGUUGCAUCUAUUGCAGCAAGCUAUCCUUCACCAUGUGUUGUGCAAGCCACGCUUCCAACAAACAAUGACCAUACUAUGGUUCAGGGAACAAACACUGAUGGCCAGCAGCUUGUUUUUGGGUACUCAGCGGUCCAGCUUCCAACAUUAGAGACAAACUCUUCAUGGGCAUUUGGUUCUCAGCCUCAGGUAGUCUCUUCAUCAACUGUUGGAACAUCAAACUCGCAGCUUGUUGAAGUUGAGGCAAAGAGAUCAAAUGUUCCCAUUCAGAUUCAUUCAUCAACAAAUUUGGGAUAUGAAAAGAAGUUAGCAGGUGUAGGGAAAGGGAAUGGUAAACAUGUCAUGGAAACUGGAACAUCAUCGUCUUCUCAUGCUGAGGAAGGCAAGGGUAUCAAUUCUAUUUUCAGGCAGAAGGAAAUAGCUAAAUCACCUAUUGUUGAAGGCUUUCUUCAUGAUGUAUCUUCCAUAAAGCCUGGUGUUGCAUCAAACUUGAAAUUCGGAGGAUGUGGCUCGUUUCCAGAUCUCCCAUGGGUUUCGACAACUGGGCCAGGCCCUAAGGGUAAGACCAUAUCUGGUGUUACCUACAAGUAUAGCGAAAACCAAAUUAGGAUUGUCUGUGCAUGCCAUGGGUCCCAUAUGUCCCCAGAAGAGUUCAUUCAGCAUGCAAGUGCCGAUCCUAUCAACCCAGAAAACAAUACAAGCUUGGCUUCAUUCACUAGCAGUCCAUCAGGUUCGGCGCAGAACUAGUUUUAAGCUCUUAAUGAAGUUAAGCUAUGUUGUUCUCUUUUGAGAACAAAUAUGGCAUGGCAGCAGAUCAUGCAACAGGCACAUGACUGAUUGAAUGUGGUAUUACUUGAAUGCUGUCUUACUUUACUCUGUACUUAAUGGUCUUGUCAUCCAUUAGCCUUAUGUUUUAUUCCAAUACAGAUUUUAAACAUUAUGAAGAGACUUUGUAACUUAUCAGUUGUAUGAAUCUUAUUUUUCCUUGUUUAAAUUCGCCCCUCAACUUUCAAAGUGCUUUGAGGGAGGUUAUCAAUUAA